GAGCGCGCUACUGUGUCUAUGGUUGUGGUAACUAUCAGUUACGUUGUAUUACGGGAAUGAGUUUUGCUGAAGAGACCCAGGCGAUAUGGCUGGGUAUGGGGAUUAUCGUGAUCGGGGCUAUGAUGAUCGGGAGCGGCGGGACAGAGGGCGUGAUGGACUGGAUCAUCGUGAUAGCGCUUACGAGCAGGAAUCGCGCCGCGCUCCGGUACGAUGCUUCAAUUGUGAAGAGCUGGGGCAUUAUGCUAACCAGUGCACUCAACCAAGGCAACAACGGGUAUCUCGACCAUCAUCUUCGACAGAUUCCAAGGGCGACCGGAGCCAUGGCAAGCGGCCAGCAUUUGGCGAACAACUGGAGUCAAAAGUGGCCGAAAUCGGCAAGAGCAUGGCAGUGGUCUGCCAUUUUGUUGAAAUAGAGCAACAGAAGAAAGCCAUGAAAGAACGCAGGAGGAUGGAGAGGAAGGAGGCGGAGGAGCGGGCGGAAGCUGAACGAGCGAAAGCCGAAAUGAAACGUAAGAAGAAGGAAGAGAAGUUGCGACGUGACGCUGAGAAGUUCGAAGAGGUGAACAAGCAUCUUGACAUCAAGGUUGCUCUGCGUGUUGGUGAACUGCGAGAUGACGUACGAGAGGACGUGCGGUUGGAGAUCCGUGAGGCGAUCAACGAGUUGUGCAAGACGGUUGCACGGGGUAAGCAAAAAGUUAUCCCACCCUUGGGAUCCGAUCAGGAGAGCGGUGCUAGUGGCAGCGACACCGAUGAGAUCAGCGAACGAACACGUAAGCUGUGUAUAUCAGAGAAACGGAAACGGGGCCCGGAGCCGGUGUUUGAGGUUAGUCCUCCGAUGGAGCAACCUCCAAAACGGACACCGAGGAAAGCGAUGAAGCCUGCUAAGUUGACCGAACGCCUCACGCGUGCCAAAGCUAAGAGACGUGAGAAUAUGCCGACACCGAAGAAGACCCCACCAUCAAUUCGGAAGAAAGUCGAUGCCGCUGGACUUGGAGCCGUCAAGUGCUUAAAGUUCGAGAAGAAGAUCAUGAGCGAUCUCAAAGGUCUUGAUGCGUUGGUACUGCAGAACAUCUGCCGGGAUGAAGGAAUCCCUUAUGGUGGUAAGUUUGAGUCCAUUUUUUAUAUUGCCGCCCAUCGGGCGCAACUUGCUUUUGGACCUGAAAGUGACGAGGCGGGGUCAACUGAACCUGAUGACGUCAGCACGGAUCUAGUCGAGGAAACGGCCGAGAGCACUGAGGGGUGAUGUGCCUUCAGUAUUGCCGAUC
Messenger RNA from Chara braunii, 1265 nucleotides. The record is from the annotation of a GenBank genome assembly. NCBI's taxonomy places the organism in Eukaryota, Viridiplantae, Streptophyta, Charophyceae, Charales, Characeae.